This is a messenger RNA of Serinus canaria (Common canary), 1911 nucleotides long. Its product is annotated as zinc finger protein 239-like. Gene Ontology annotation, biological process: regulation of transcription by RNA polymerase II. NCBI's taxonomy places the organism in Eukaryota, Metazoa, Chordata, Aves, Passeriformes, Fringillidae. The record is from RefSeq and is a predicted model, not a curated record. Gene Ontology annotation, molecular function: RNA polymerase II cis-regulatory region sequence-specific DNA binding; DNA-binding transcription factor activity, RNA polymerase II-specific.
GCCGUGGCUGCACAGCGGCGCCAUUGGCGGAGCGUCUGUGCGGGCCUGUGAGCGGCGGCAGCAGCGGCCGGAGCCCGGGGAGGCGGCGGCGGAGCUCGGAGGCGGCCGGAGCGCAGGGAGUGGCCUGAUGGAGGAGGAGGAAAAGCUCCAAAGAUCACUCAUGAGGAGAGGCUGCAAACCGUGCCCAGGGAGCUCUGGGGAGGAAAGAGCCCCUCUGAGUCUGGAAUGCAUCCCACGAUCCAGCCAGAGCUCAGAGCUGGUGGAGAAGCCUCAUGACAGGGAGAAGCCACACAAGUGCUUGGAAUGUGGGAAGCAUUUCAGGUGGAGCUCCACUCUGAGGCAGCACCAGGUGAUCCACACUGGGGAGAGACCCUUUGAGUGUGAGGAGUGUGGGAAGAGUUUCAGCCAGAACUCCAUCCUGAUCCAACACCAGAGGAUCCACACUGGGGAAAAGCCCUUUGAGUGUGGGGAAUGUGGGAAAAGCUUCAGCCAGAGGGACCUGAUACGACACCAGGUGAUCCACACUGGGGAAAAGCCCUAUGAGUGUGGGCAAUGUGGGAUGAGCUUCAGCCAGAAGGGCUACCUGAUGCAACACCAGAGGAUCCACACUGGGGAAAAGCCCUACAAGUGUGGGGAAUGUGGGAAGAGCUUCAGAGGAAGCUCAGCCCUGAUUCGGCACCAGGUGAUCCACACAGGGGAACGGCCCUACACCUGCUUGGAAUGUGGGAAGAGCUACGGGUGGCACUCUGACCUGAGAAAACACCAGCGUAUUCACACUGGGGAGAGGCCCUACGAGUGUCCUGAGUGUGGGAAGAGGUUUCCAAGGAGCUCCGAUCUCCUCAAACAUGAGCGGAUUCACACCGAGGAGAGGCCCUUCCGCUGCCCCGACUGUGGGAAGGGCUUCAAGCAAAACUCCAAAGUCACCAUCCACCGGCGCAUCCACACUGGGGAGAGGCCCUACGAGUGUGGGGAGUGUGGGAAGAGCUUCUCACAGAGCUCUCACUUGACCCAGCACCAACGGAGGCGCCACUAAGGGAAGCCCUGUGAGUGCCCCGAGUGCGGGAAGAGCUUUGUGUGCUGCUCCAGCUCCAUCUCCCAUGGGAGGAUCCACAUUGGAUGAUCCCCAGUGACCCCCGUUGGGCAGAGACCUGGUGAUCUUUGGUCCUGGUGAUCUGUGUUGGGAAGACACCUGUCUUGGAGGCUCCACGUCUUCUUGGCUCCCUCUGGGCAUCUAGAUAAACCCAGCGGCAGGAGCAUCCAUCGGGACGCAGGCCAACAAUGGGAUUUCCUUGGGGAGAACAGAUUUUUCGACUUUCAACCCCAUAAAAUCUUUUGCAUUCAAUCCUAUCUUCUGGUGACAUCAGGGAGUACUGAAUGGUCUUGGAGGUUUAUGCUGGGUUGACUGUUUGAUGGUUGAACCCCAGUCUGUUCUGUUUAAGCUGAAUAACUAGUUUUGCCUUUAAGACUUGUCCUGAGAGUGAAGGGGGAGAGAAGCAGUGCACAGUUUGUUUUUAGACACUGCACUCACUCCUCCACAUUCCUGCUCCUGCACUGUGUUGCCUGUGGAUGGACAGACACCGGGACAGAGCUCUCUUUUCUUUUAGUUAGUUUUAGCUAGCUGAGGCAAAGAAGUUUCCUGAACUGUGGGUUUUUUCCCUUUUCUUUGGACCUGUUUGAACCUGCUCUGGCCUGAACACCUGCAGAGCACCGGCAGCUCUCACCUGUGACCCACCGGGCCGGGCCUGGGCCGCGGCAUUUCCAGCACCGGAGGGACUGAUAAGAGACUGAGUGAGCUGAGCUACAGCCCAUGGAGGGACUUAGUGAGUUUGUCUCUCUUUAGAGUGGCAAGAGGCUUUAUUGUUUAGGAUUGUUUAGGUUUUAUUGCUUAAUAAACAGUUUUCUCCACUUUUC